AUGAUUUCGGAGCUCUUCUUUGGGACUAAUAUAGAGAACAUCUACAAAGGCAAAGUGAAAUCCAUUAGUUUAUUUAAUCACUUAACCUAUUUUCUGGCUGCCGGUGCUGUUACACUAGGAAUUGGUUUCUUUGCUUUGGCAUCAGCUUUGUGGUUCCUGAUUUGCAAGCGAAGAGAAAUAUUUAAAAAUUCCAAAUUUAAAGCAACUGAUGAGAGAUGUGGGCAAAUACCAUCAAAGCUGAGGACUAAAUCUCAUUCUCAGUGUGUUUUUAUUUCUCGAAAUUUUCAUACUGGAAGAUUCCAAUUACAGGAGGAACAAAGAAAAAAGGAAAGAGCACAUACAAAAGCAAUUGAAGAUCACUCUAAAAAUGAAUUCUGCCUUGCAACAAAAAAAGUCAUUUGUGACCCUUCAGAGAUUAGCUCAGCAACAGAUCACAGCAGUGUUACUUUAAGCUUGUCUACAUUACCAUCUGAUUCUUGUUAUAGCCAAAGUGUAGAAGCAGCUGAUGACUGGUUUUCUGAUGAUUCUCUAGCAAAAAAGAGCUCUCCAAUGCCUUUUCUCAGGGAACCUCUAAUUGAAAAAGUAUUUUCAUACCUGUCAACCAUUCCAUUAGAAGAAUGUACUGAAAAUGUACUGAAUAUGACACUUUAUGACGAUCAAAAAGAUGACAGCAUUAAGGAAAUGUUUUCACAAAGAAAUACAGAGGUUGAAAUACAAAACCUUCAACAUAAUACUGAAUGACUUUUUUCUUUCGGAAAUUUGUAUACACUGAAAUCAUGUAAAGUUAAAAUUGAACUACCAGCUUCUGAGUCUUUUAACAGGUCCAUGCUACUAUUGCUUUUUUUGUCCUUUGCCAUAGAGUGGUCCUACUUCCCUUGCUGAAUCUUAUUUCUAGAAACAAAAUUACAGGAAGAACUAGAAUGAUACCAUGAACAGUAAUUAAGUUUAACUUUUUGAAUCUCAUCAAAGGACAUAAUAAAUAAUACAAAUGUAUUUCAACAUACAGGAGAAAUACUUUAAGAACUCUUCAGCACAAAUAUAUUUUUGAAUAAAACAUUCACAGCAUUUCCUUAUACUUUUGACAUUUUCAGUUUUAUUUCAAUGUGGGUAGGGCUGGGUGGAAUACCUCCCUCAGCUUUUCUGAAUUUUCAAUAUACAAAUCACCUACUAUUCAAAUCUUAUUAUGUCAUGACUUUGGUAAGCAAUAUAAUUUUGCUUCUCUAGGGGAGCCUGUAAUAUUACAAAGAAUCUAGACAAUAAUUUUCUUUUCCCUGUCCCCUCUGUCUUUUUCUCAGAAUAGUUCUUCACGCCUCACCCCACUAUCGUGAAAAUGGGAACAGUUAUGUUCAUAGUCACCUUAUUCAAGCUAGAUGAAUCUAAGAGACCCUUGGCCAGAUUUCUACUAUGAUUCUCAGGGAUUUCUGACACCUAUCAUGAAAUUAACCUUUUUUUCCCCCUUUCUCCUGAAUACUCUCCAUGUAAUUAGUCCCUUUUAUUUUUUCUCUUGAAAAAACAAUUAACAAAGUAUAAUAUUA
Molecule: messenger RNA, 1535 nt
Organism: Pteropus alecto (black flying fox)
Lineage: Eukaryota; Metazoa; Chordata; Mammalia; Chiroptera; Pteropodidae
Gene: CUNH1orf185
Product: chromosome unknown C1orf185 homolog
Exons: 5
Coding region: 1-741 (246 amino acids)
Source: RefSeq, a predicted model, not a curated record